Messenger RNA from Prorocentrum cordatum, 2751 nucleotides. The record is from the annotation of a GenBank genome assembly. NCBI's taxonomy places the organism in Eukaryota, Dinophyceae, Prorocentrales, Prorocentraceae.
AGGCUCGAGCGGUUACGGCGGUUCUUUGGAUUUCCUUUUUAGGUCAUUCGCAUUGCCUCCAGCAUGCCUGCGAACCGUGCUAGUGGAACCGCCGCUCCGAGGCCCCGGCGGGUCAAGGGGAAGCGUAGUCUCGUAUAUGAUGCUCAUGGCACUUCCAUUGCCCCGUUGAUCGAGACAGAGCACAAGCAGAGUGGCAAGAAACAGAAGACUUCACCGCAAAAGGGUGAAGACUUUGACCAACAGGUGAAGCAAAUGGUUGCCAAGUGCAUCCGGGACAACUUUAAGUCUUUCUCCAGCAGUGAAACGGACGGGAAAAGGGUGAAUGACCGCACCCUCCGGGAGCAGCUGACGAUUGAUAAGAAGCUUGUGCUGACCAAGGGCCCGCAUGCACCAGUUUGGGGAAAGUCUACUUUCGCAACCUCCGCGAGCAGUACUCCAUCAAGGAGGGCUCGGAGACAGCGCUGCUCGUUGCAGAUUCCGACGAGGGGCCCGACCCUGCGUGGAUGCAGGCAGUGACCAAGUCUCGUCAGGGAGCGCCUUCUCGGACAAGCCUCAACGACAUGUUGGAGAAUGCCGGGCCGUGCAAUCAGUGCGAGUACGUCGGUUUGCUAUCGCAUGGUUUGGAGCUGACCGCUUCGGAUCUAAACCAGCAGCUGCUCACCUUGCUUAACAUGGUCAAAUGCAUCACUAAGAACGGUUUGCGCGUGACCUUUCCCGGGGAAGCUGCUGCGUUUCGCUUGCAAGCGGACAAGACGAUGGCGGCAGUCUUCUCGGAGAUGAAGGGGAAAUCUAUCGGUCCAGAGACAUUCUGGGAGAAGUAUCGCGACGAGUGCAGUUGGAUUCUCCCAGUGGAGGCAGUUGAUGGGCUCAUGGCGGGGAAGGGCAGCUGGGAUAACCAUUCUGAAGACAUUGACGCUGUGACAGGCACCAGCGAGCUCGGCAUGCGCAUGUUCCAAGGCGCGGCGAGGAGCAACGUGUUCAACCGUGUGAAGAAGGCCUGCAACUCGCGCAUUGCCGAGCUCCUGGACGGGCGGGAGGUCACCAAGGCUACCGUGCAGGAGUGCAAAGCGAAGAUCAUGGCGGACGUCCAGGCCAUGUCUAUCCCAGAUCUCCCGAACAGAGUCAUCGUCCUCAGCUACUUGGGCGAUGAUGCGAAGGUGAAGGUGGACUCGGCACUUGGAGAGGUGAAGAUUCGACUGAACACAUGCAUCAAGAUGCGGGCGCACGCGCGCCAAGGGAAAGAGACUGGCAAGAGUGCGGCCCGCAUCCUUACCCCGCUGUUCUGCGAGUUGGAGCUGGCCGACAAAGUGGGGCCCAAUUACAAGGGCGUGGCGGCCGACCUUUUGAAGCCUUUCAAUUCAGCGCGGAAGAGCGCGAAUGGUUCCGUCACCGCAGACAGGCAUGCCGACGGCGAUGCCGUGGUCACGCAACUGGACGACCAAGAGGACGUGUUGUCCUUGAUCGAUGACACGAUCAUCGUGGAGAUCGCGUGGUUCCGGCUGAUGGCGGGGGCCGGGGUCCAGGGGAAACUCAAGAAGGAUAUCCUGCGCAUCUUGCCAGACAGGGCUGGCGUGCAUCAGCCGAGGGCCAUCGCUGACCAGGUGGCCCAGCUGACGGUUCAAUGUCGGUACAGGUUCGGGUCCACCGACGCGAAGAGCAUUGUGAACAUCGUCGGCGAGUGGCUCAACGCUAUCUCCAAUCGGAGAGCGCCCUCGCUCGCGGCAGCGAAGGAGGGCGAGUGGUUGUGGACGGUGCGCGAGCGUCUGGGCUACCUCUGCCACUGCGAGGAGGAUCGAGGGGCGCAUCUGGUUCGGACUCCGCGGUGUUGACGGGCCCCGAGGCGAUGGCCAAGAAGUUCGAAUGCGUGAAGGCUCGCAUCGAUGCCGGGGAGAGGCUGAGCAUCGACGGCUUGAGGGAUUUCCACGUCUUCUCGUGGCUCAUGUCUGAUUGCCAGAAGAUGCCCCACAGCAAGUGGCGCAAUGACAUCUACAAGCGGGCUGGAGGCAAGGGCGCCACUUCAGUCGUCGGCGGCGGUGCCUCCUCGGCAGCCGCGGCGAAAAUGAAGGCCGCCAGCUCCUCCUCCGCGGCGCCCGCGGCUGGCGGAGCCAAAAAUAUCCUCGAGGCCGAGGCCGCGAACCUUUUCAAGAAGAAAAAGGUUGCCUGAUCCGUCCCGCCCUGAGGGCCGCCGCGCGCGAGAGAACGCGAGGGGCGUCAUCGCCCCCAAGAUGCAUGCCGAGCCACGUGUCUCGAAGGUGCGCGUGCCCAUCCACAGUCUUCGCUUGAGCUGAAGUGGUCUUUUUGGGUGGUAAGAGGAUUGGGCGGUGGACGCUGUCGUGCCAAUGUCUUUAAUAGAUGCGUGCGCGACGGUUCGAUGGGGCACCUUGCCUGGGGGGGGCUUGGUGGUGGCAGUCCCAGGGCUUCUUUGAUUUGUCCCUCGUGGUGCCGCGAAUGUCAUCCCUGUGCUUUUGCCCGCUAGCACUACGCUAUACGUACAUGUCUGGGCCGGGCAAUUGAUUGGGUUGCAUCCAGUUGCUUGGCAAUGGGGCGCGGAUGCGACAGGUAUUGCACGUGCUUCGUCUUAGUGCCACUUCUUGUGUUCUCCAUUUUGAGGGUUUCGGUUGCGCGACUGUCCUCCCAGGGGGCUCGCAGCAACUUGCGGGGGGGGCGCCGUGCCUGGGCGGUCGGCCAGGCCGGAAGCGGCAGCCCGACAUCUUGGGGAUUCGCUGAGUCAAGAGGGGGUUCACUCCUCAC